This is a messenger RNA of Nymphaea colorata (pocket water lily), 4361 nucleotides long. Its product is annotated as chlorophyllide a oxygenase, chloroplastic-like. Gene Ontology annotation, molecular function: chlorophyllide a oxygenase activity. Gene Ontology annotation, biological process: chlorophyll biosynthetic process. Gene Ontology annotation, cellular component: chloroplast. The transcript is spliced from 10 exons. Bases 942 to 1775 code for a protein of 277 amino acids. The record is from RefSeq and is a predicted model, not a curated record. NCBI's taxonomy places the organism in Eukaryota, Viridiplantae, Streptophyta, Magnoliopsida, Nymphaeales, Nymphaeaceae.
CGUACUAUGUAUGAUAUGAUCCAGGCCGUCCUUUUUUCACAGCUUUCACAAGUGUAUGAUAUGAUCCGGGAAGUACAAUACUAUGAGAUUGUUCAUCAAUGAACAUGAAGAGGAGGAAGAAAAAAAAAGAUGGGUUACCAUGAGAACAAGGAUUGAAGACACACUAAACAUGCUAGUGCAAGUGAGGACCUAUUUUUCAACUCCAGAGGAGGGUCAGGGCAGUAGCGCCCUUCCUGGGAGAUCCUAAAGCCCUAGCCCCGGUCUCCAUGGAUGCAUCCUCAUCAGAAGAUGCGAGCUCUAGCUCUUCAUCUGAUGAGGUUUUUGUAUCCGAGGAUGAGCCAGAGGGCAAGGUUUCAUCAGAAGUGGAAGAAUUGACUCCGUUGGGGCAACUGGGUGGGGGGAACGAGAGAAGGAUCUCUUUGUCCUAUUUUGAGGGGAAGAAAGAGACUGGGAUUCCUCGCAACCUGAACGAAUGCCCACGGUGAGCGAGCGUACCAAUCUUGUCUCGACUUUGAAGAGGGGGAAGUCGGGAUGAUCGAAAUCAGAAGCGACCUACGGGAUCGCCUCAUCGAUCUCCUGAUGAAUGAUAGGGAUCCCCAGGUCCUCGCUGAUAGGCAGGAAAACCCCGACACAACGACUCCAAGGAUCUUUUCUCUUUUUUGCUUUCGAUGUCAUUGAAAGAAAUCUGGAUGAAUCUAGGAACCUCUUCGUCCUUCAAGCUCAAAUUCCAGAGGGGAGUUGGCUGCAAAAAAAGAUGGAAAAGAACGAUCACGUAAUAUCAAUUUCUCUUCCUCGGCUUCCAAUUGCUCGGAAAUGAUCAGCAGUUAUAUAAGGGGGGGGGGGGGGCUUGGAUGGUGAGCAAAAACAAUUGAUCAAGACAUGUAGUACUUGGAUCUGAUGUAAAUGGAUUAAGCCUCCACCCCUAAUAAGCGUUAACUUCAAUGCAUGUACCAGCCAUUGUCACAAGGUUGGGAGUUUCAACUGAUCGCAAAUGUCAGAAAAUGCCAUCAGCAAGGUUGCUGGAUAUACGAAUAAGAUCCCUACCAUGCUUUGAACAGGAUGGAUUUGUGUGGAUCAGGCCUGGAGAUGCACCUCCUGCAGCCACCCUUCCUUCUUUGAAACCUCCACCAAGAUUUGUGAUCCAUGCGGAGUUAAUGGUCUACCAUACUGUAGGAUUGUCUGCACAUUGCCAAAUAACAAUGGGGAUACCUAUUGAGCAUGGGCUGCCUAUAGACAAUCUUUUGGAUAUUGCACAUGCACCAUUCACUCACACAUCUACCUUUGCAAAAGGAUGCAGCGUACCAAGGUGCACUGACCUUUGCAGCCUAGUGAAGUUCCUAACACCAGAAAAUGGACUACAAGGGCAUUGGGACCCAUAUCCAAUUGACAUGGAGUUCGGGCCACCUUGUAUGGUAAUAUCAGCCAUCGGAAUUUCUAAGCCAGGGAGCUUAGAGGGACAGAACACGAGGCAGUGCUCCACCCAUCUACAUCAACUCCACGUGUGUCUUCCUUCAACAAGGCAGAAAACAAGACUUUUAUAUAGGAUGUCUUUUGAUUUUGCUCCAUUUCUCCAACACCUCCCCUUCAUGCAAAUUCUGUGGAGGCAUUUUGCAGAAAAGCCCUCAACCACCACGAUCGCUGCUCGCUCUCCUGUCGGCGCUCGCUUUCCAUCGGCGACCUCCUCCACCACCACCGUCGUGUUUCGAAGAGAACACCAGAGCGACGGGGCGCUGUCAGAGAAGAAAGAGGAAGAAGAAAAAGAACAUGGUCGCUGAUUCUUUUGAGUCUUUGUGGAUGUUGGGUUUCUCGUAAGAGCGGCAGCCGCAUAUAGGGAGGCAUAUAGGGAUCGUGUGACCCUAGACAGCAUUCCGGAUCACUCUCUCCAUCCACCUCACCGCUCGUCGGAGUAGCAGAUCGAUCAUCGUGCCUCUCGCCUCCCUACCGUUUGGACCUCAUAUCUGAUCAACGUUGCUCUCCUUCCUAUCGUUGUUCUAACUGACGCUUUCUAAGGGGGAAAGACGACUUUGAGCCGCAGCCGUCGAUAGACUCGUUGGACGACGGGUGCCAUAUGCACAUCUUCAGUUUCUUACCUCCGCUCUCUGAUACACAUGAAAUUUCACUGUUGAACACCGAAGGAUACUCUGUUGCAGCAAGCUUAGCGAUAAGGGGAAAGCACAAUAUCAGAUCCAGUUGGUUGUUAAUAGCUAAAGGUUUGUUGCUUUGCAGCUCAGGUAUGCAUACAGUAAUCUCACUACUUGAAUAUUACAAUGUUCACAUAUUUCCAGGAUAGUUACAAGUCCAUCUGAUUCUCUUCUCAUUGAACUUCAAUAAGGUUGGUUCUUUUGCUUUUCCUGCUUUCUAACUUAAAUUUUUUCUUGAAAAGUUGAUAUUUCAUCUAAAAUUGUUCUUCUAGGUGACCAUUGAUGUGUAUUUAAAGUAGACCAUUGAUGUAGAUGUAUAGUAGACCAUUGAUCUAGAUUUACAGUAGACCCAAAUUCUAGUUUUUUGGGUUUAGAUAAUUCCCAAUAAUCCAACUCUUCUGUCUCUACUUUCUACGGAAAGUUGAAAACUACCCCAUAGUAUCGAACCUUCCUUUUUUGUCUAGUUUUGGUAAAUUAUGCACUUUAGGUGGUCUCGAAACUAUUUUGAAGGUAAUCAAAUGCGAUAAGGAGCAGUAAGUAAAGUAGCUCACCAAACGUCAGGUGCCCAAAACGAAACAUAUAAUUAUUAGUCAUAAAACAUUGAUUUUCCUGUUAAAAGAAAGCAUGAAAUGCUUCUAAAUCUUGUUUGAAGGCACCUCGACCACAGCACAUUUAUCCUUUUAGUUUGAGGGAAGUUCCCAGCAGGCAGCAAUAAUUCUGCCAGACCUUACUGUAUGGUGGUUGGAGUUCACUUUGGCGCUCCUUUCAUGAGCCAAGCCUGUCAAAUAAUAUGGUCGAAGGCUCAUUUUUCAUAAGAGAUAAUUAUAGCUCAGCUCGGCGAGCCCCCAUCACAAUGCUUGAAUGUCGUUCAUUCAAGUUAACUGGGGUCUUGUGCAAAUCUGAGAACAGUUUGUCUUGUUUACAAGGCCUACCAGCAGAUCCCUGAAGCUUCUUCCAAGGAUGUCAUAGAUCUAUAGUACAUCUAAAUACCUCAAAUGUGAUUAAAACAUUGUCAUAUAAUAGGCAUUCCUUUUUAGAAAAAAAUAUGUUUUUUAUACGUUACAAAUAAGUUCCGAAGAGGACUGCAACAAAACCUAUUUUCUGGAAAAAAAGAACCAAAACAAAAAGAAGGCAAAAAAAAAAGUGUUUUUUGGUGUCGUUUUGCAAUCAUUAGGCUUUCUUUUUUUUGUUUUCCAUCGUUGUGUUUUUAAGGGCUUUUAUUUUAUGUGACCGGAAAAGGGUGUUUUCGUUUUCUGGUGACCGUUUUCGAGCUUACACUUUGUUCCAAGAAUGAAAGCCAACAAGGUUUUGUUUUAAGAGAAUUUGGCAGCAGAACAGUAUUUCAGACAUGAGCGGAUAGUGCAUGAUUUGCCAUAAUUCAAAUUCUUUUAUAAGGACGAUUUGUAAAUCGCAAACGCAGGCGGUUUUGUGGUGAGGUUGAGUAAAUUUUCGAGAAAUCUUUGCUUUGAAUGUGCGAUUAGGAGCUUGGCAUCACACUUGAGACGUUUUGCUGUUCAAGCUCUGUUUUAAGUUCUCUCGGUCAUUAGUGAAAUGGGUUUAGAACGACAGGUUUUGGAUUUUUUUUUUUUGCUGACAUGAAACUAAAAUACAUCUGAUUGUAGCUUCAGAAUAAGCGUUUUUUGAAAUAGUUCUGAUGCAAAAAUGAGGGUCUGACUAAUUGGAGCAUUACUUGCUUAUUGCGUUUUUUUGAAAUAGUUCUGAUGCAAAAAUGAGGGUCUGACUAGCAGGAGCAUUACAUGCUUAUAUUCUGAAUCUUCACCUUGACAGCAGUUUCAGGUGCAGUUUUCACUUCAGUAUCAUUGGAGUCGUCACCAAUGUUUGUUAGCAGCAUCUUGUUAGUGGGUUUCUGUAAGUGAGAAAACCACUUCAAUGCUCGACAGAGGAUAACCUUGUAGACAGCUCUUAUGCAUCUUAUGGCAGAUCUUUCAUAUGUGUGUGUGUGUAUAUAUAUAUAUGGUUUCAUACUGUAAUUGUUAGGGUAGAGAUUUUUUCUUUUUGCUGGUCAAAAUUGUUCAGUUUUCAUUUAGAAUGGUGCACCCUUGAUAACUUCAGGUACUUACAUCCAAAUUGUUGUUCUAUGUUUUCUUACAGCUAUAUACAAAUCAGUAUCAAAACCUUGAUUUUUCACCUGUAGCUGUAAAGUUUGCAUGGGAAGCUCUUUAUAAGACACUUGUAUCCAAAUUAUUGUUCUAUCAAUUC